Molecule: messenger RNA, 2385 nt
Organism: Podarcis muralis (Common wall lizard)
Lineage: Eukaryota; Metazoa; Chordata; Lepidosauria; Squamata; Lacertidae
Source: RefSeq, a predicted model, not a curated record
AUCUGGUCCAUGUAGUUUACCUGAAUGAGAUUGCAGCCCCUCUAAGAAGCAAACGGCAUGUCCUUUUUGUUUGCUAACUGUUGGUUCCGUGCUCGGUCUAAGAUGCACAUGGCCAGUACAAUUCCUUUAACCUCUUUCUGCUGUAACACUACAUGUUUUAAAGAUAGAUUAUUGCUCAGCAUGCUUUUCUUUCGCUUGAAAGAUUAUUUGUGUGCUUGGAGAAGUGUGUUGAACUCCCCCACCCACCCACACAGCCAUGGCAGACAUACCUUAAGCUAACAGAUUCACAUAGGAACAGUUUCAAAAUUGUUCAAUUUAGAGAAAUUGCUGCAAUAAAUCUUAUGAGCUGAAAUUAUCCAGAAUGAUAUUAAGACAAAAACUAUCUGCAUGUCAUCAGGAAUGCGAGGACCUGAAGAAACAGAACAAAUGCUUGUCAAAUGAGCUGCGUUUGGAAAGAAUUUUUAUGAAAUCGGAAAGCGAGCUGGGCAUGAGAAAUCUCAGAAAUAUAAACCAUGGACUGCAAACACUAGUUAAAGAGCUGAAGCAGAAGCUUAAUGCCUCUCAGCAGACAGCGACAAAAUACUCCAAGCUUGUGGAGGAGGCCUCUCUGGCUCAGGCAGAAGCUGAGAAAGGCCAAGUGGAGGCUGAAGCCCAGGAAAAGUUGUGUCGGGAGCAGCAAGAAGCAGUUCAACUGGAGAACAUCAGCUUAAAAGAAGAAACUCAGCAGCUGAAGAGAAAGUUAACCGAAAUGCAGCAGCUGUUAGCACAAGUGGAAAAGAGCCACUUUGAAAGUCAGAUGAAACUAGAGAGAAUAACAAUGGAGAGGGAAGUCAUCCGUGAGGAAAAACGAUAUUUGGAGCACGAAAGGAAUGAACUAAAGCAGAAACUGAAAGGAACACUAGAGGAGAAUUUGAAGAGUAAAGAAAGUGAAAUCUCUCAAAGAUGUAGAACAGAAGCUGCUGAAGAAGCUUUAGAGAAAGCAACCUUGCUUCAUUACGAGUCGGAAAGGGGGAAGCGCUUGCUAGAAUGGGACAUAGAAGAGAAGGAAAAACAGUGUGAGAUGUGGAUGAAGAAAUAUAGUGCCAUGGCAGACCUCUGGCAAUCCCAAGAGGAAGAAAAAUCAAGAAGGCAAAACAAAGCUUGUCAGGUGAAAAUGAAGAGCUAUUUCUUGUGUAUCAAUGAAAGCAAUGAGCACAUAACAGUAUUAAGAAAUGAAGAUGGAACUCCACAGAGAUUUGCGGAAGGAGAGCAAGUUUGUUUUUCAGUCCCUGGUGUUGACAAUGAAGAAAAGGCCAAGAGCACUGACAGGAUUUUGCAUAGAGUUGUUGCACCCAGUUCAAACCCUGGACAUCCUCAGAUGUGUGGACUUUGUCCUGCUGAACUGCAGGAGAGAACACCAGCUAGAAGAGGCAGGAAAAUCAUUGAAUAUUUCUGGUUUCCAGUUGAUGGUAAUACUGAAGAGUGAUUGGAGAAGAAUUAAAAAUAUAACCGAUGAUGGGGGGUGGGGGUGGGGUGGGUGGGCAGCUCCGGGACCUUGAGUAGGAGCCACAUGUUUUUGCUGGAAUGCAAGAUUAAUUGAAGACCUUCCUUGUACUGGCAAGUGAAUGAGGUGAUGAUGAGACUUUUGUUUGUGACAGUUUGUCAUAGAUGAAGCCAGAGAAUGAGACACUUAAUCCAGCAGAGGUUAGGCAAAUCUUUCUUUUUUUAAAAUAGGUUUCCUACUUACCAGCAUUCUAAAUUAAAACACUUGCCUUGCACAUCUAAUUAAAGGUUACAUUCCAGUUGCCUGAACAUAUUUUGUUAAGAUGCAAUGUGCAUGCAAAAUUGAAUCUAUGCAGCACUACUACAAGCAAUGGAUAUUAUUCCCAGGAUUGUAGGCAUGCUGAUGAUAACCAAUUGGCUGUUAAAUGUACUGUUGUUCUUUGGUUUGUGUUUGUGUGUGUGUGUGUGUGGAAGUGCCUGCAUUUUUUCACUCAAGGUGGAUGCAGUGGGACCUGUCAUAAUGAACUCCUGCACUUCAAAGUGUACCACUAAAUGAAAGUGAAUGUACAUUUGCAAAAGAGAAUGCAAGAUUUUUUCAAUUCAGCAAGAUUGAUGGUUCUUCAACCCCAAACAGUUGUGUCUGCAUCUGUGAAACAUGAACAAAGUGCAUCCAACAGCAGUUGUCUAUCAUAGUUUGUGGCUUUGGAUUGGUGCAGCAAUAUGCAUGUCCCAUAACGGGCCACUUACACACGUCUCUCUGUUGAGAAAUAAGGGCCAGUUCAUAGAACUAUUUUGUCCAUUAUUAAAAGUAAGCAAAUGGGUCAUCUGAUCAUGAGUGCUUGCGAAGCACUGCGCCUUUGCCAAUAUGGUUUGAUUUCAGAUAGCAAAGAAAAACAAGUUACC